AUGGGGAUGUGUUCAAGGCAAGAGCGAAUUCAGAAGGAUAUCGACGUCGUGAUCCAGAAGUCUAGAGCCGAGAAGGACUGUCUGUUUGCAGAUUUCAGAUACUCAGACUCCACCUUUACUUUCACCUACGUUGGCGGCCCCAAAAGUAUAUCCUACUCAGUACAUGUAUCUGAAGAUUACCCAGACAAUACGUAUGUGUCGAGUUCAGACAAUGAUGAAGAUGUGUUAGUUACUACUGAGCCAAUUCCAGUAAUAUUUCAUCGAAUAGCAACAGAAUUAAGAAAAACAAAUGACAUUAACUGUUGCUUAUCCAUAAAAUCAAAAUUACAGAAGGAAAAUGGGGAGGACUCAAGACAGAAUAGUACAGUGGAAGAAGAUUCUGAAGGUGAUAAUGAUUCUGAAGAAUUUUAUUAUGGAGGACAGGUAAACUAUGAUGGAGAACUGCACAAGCAUCCUCAGUUAGAAGCUGAUUUGUCAGCGGUGAGAGAGAUAUAUGGGCCACAUGCAGUUUCUCUCAGGGAAUAUGGAGCCAUUGAUGAUGUAGAUAUUGAUCUGCAUAUUGAUGUUAGCUUUCUUGAUGAGGAGAUUGCUGUGGCUUGGGAAGUCAUUCGAACAGAACCUAUCAUUGUCCGACUGCACUGUUCACUUACCCAGUAUUUAAAUGGCCCAGUUGGAACUCAGCUGGAACUGUUAACUGGCAUGCUUGUCUCCACUUGGCUUCUUCAUUUGUUUGAGAUUUCUAGCAGCAUUGUAGCAGGGGGCCAAAAAAUCAUGCAGACAUUUGUUACACAGCAGUGGAAACAAAGCAAAGAGAAAUCCAACUGCCUUCACAAUAAAAAGGUAUCGGAGAAGAAAGUAAAGUCUCCCCUGCAUUUAUUUUCUACCUUGCGCAGGUCGCCAAGUUAUCCUCCUCCUGGUUGUGGUAAAAACAAAUCCAAGUUGAAAUCUGAGCAAGAUGGUAUCUCCAAAACACACAAGCUGUUGCGGAGGACUUGUUCUAGCACAGUCAAGACCGAUGAUGUGUGCACCACAAAGUCGCACAGGACCUUUGGGCGCUCCCUGUCCAGUGACCCCAGGGCUGAGCAGGCAAUGACAACAAUUAAAUCGCACAAACUCUUGAACCGCCCCUGUCCUGCAGCUGUUAAGCAAGAGGACUGCCUCACUGUAAAGUCACAUAAACUACUGACUAGAUCUUGUUCUGGAGAUCCAGGAUGUGAGCACACAACCAGCUUGAAGCCCCACAGACUCUUGAGCAGGUCUUACUCCAGCAAUCUCAGAAUGGAAGAAUUCUAUGGACUGAAAAAUCAUAAGUUGCUCAGCAAGUCGUACUCCAGUGCCCCCAAGUCAUCCAAAACAGAGCUUUUCAAGGAACCUAAUCCGGAAGAAAGAAGAUUGGUAUUGACUCAAGGGCAAAUAGGGCUAUUGUCUUCCUCCUUAUCUUCCGCGGAGCAGCUGGUACCAAAUGGUGCAAAAUGCAUUCCAAUACGAGACCACGGCUUCCUAGUGCAGACAAUUGAGUUUGCGGAACAGCGGAUCCCUGUAUUGAAUGAAUACUGUGUGGUUUGUGAUGAGCCGCACGUGUUUCAAAAUGGACCCAUGCUUAGGCCUACCGUGUGUGAACGAGAGCUGUGUGUAUUUGCUUUCCAAACCCUGGGAGUAAUGAAUGAAGCUGCUGAUGAAAUAGCAACUGGGGCUCAGGUGGUAGAUCUUCUAGUGUCCAUGUGUAGAUCUGCGUUGGAAUCUCCUAGGAAAGUUGUCAUUUUCGAGCCAUAUCCUUCUGUAGUAGAUCCUAAUGAUCCUCAGAUGCUGGCCUUCAACCCCAGGAAGAAAAACUAUGACCGAGUAAUGAAAGCACUGGAUAGCAUAACUUCUAUUAGAGAAAUGACACAAGCACCAUAUCUGGAAAUCAAGAAGCAGAUGGAUAAACAGGAUCCCCUUGCUCAUCCGCUACUGCAAUGGGUUAUUUCAAGUAAUAGGUCACAUAUUGUGAAGCUGCCAGUUAACAGGCAAUUGAAGUUUAUGCAUACUCCGCAUCAGUUCCUUCUCCUCAGCAGUCCACCUGCCAAAGAAUCCAAUUUUAGAGCUGCUAAAAAACUCUUUGGAAGCACCUUUGCAUUUCAUGGCUCACACAUUGAAAACUGGCACUCCAUCUUAAGGAAUGGUUUGGUUGUUGCUUCUAAUACAAGACUGCAGCUCCAUGGUGCAAUGUAUGGAAGUGGAAUCUAUCUUAGUCCAAUGUCAAGCAUAUCAUUUGGUUACUCAGGGAUGAACAAGAAGCAGAAGGUGUCAGCCAAGGAUGAGCCAGCUUCAAGCAGCAAAAACAGCAAUGCAUCACAGUCACAGAAAAAAGGACAGCAAUCCCAAUUCCUGCAGAGCCGUAACUUAAAAUGCAUAGCUUUAUGUGAAGUGAUCACCUCACCUGAUCUGCACAAACAUGGAGAGAUAUGGGUCGUUCCAAAUACUGAUCAUGUCUGCACACGAUUCUUUUUUGUCUAUGAAGAUGGCCAAGUGGGAGAUGCCAAUAUUAACACACAAGAAGGAGGCAUUCACAAAGAGAUCCUCCGAGUUAUUGGUAAUCAAACUGCUACUGGUUAA
Chrysochloris asiatica (Cape golden mole) is the source of this 2595-nucleotide messenger RNA. RefSeq names its product poly (ADP-ribose) polymerase family, member 8 (gene PARP8). The transcript has 30 exons. Gene Ontology annotation, biological process: endoplasmic reticulum unfolded protein response. Lineage: Eukaryota; Metazoa; Chordata; Mammalia; Afrosoricida; Chrysochloridae. Bases 1 to 2595 code for a protein of 864 amino acids. The record is from RefSeq and is a predicted model, not a curated record. Gene Ontology annotation, molecular function: protein serine/threonine kinase activator activity; kinase binding; NAD+ poly-ADP-ribosyltransferase activity. Gene Ontology annotation, cellular component: endoplasmic reticulum tubular network; intracellular anatomical structure; nuclear envelope.